AAGACUUUACUGCUAUAAACAUCCUACUGAAUGGUCACAGUAUCUGAUUUGGGCUGAGAUAGCCCAAAAUUCCCUCAUUAACUCCACAUCUGGUCUCACUCCCUUUCAGUGCAUUCUGGGUUAUCAGCCUCCGUUGGCUCCGUGGACAGCGUCGUCCACUGAGAUACCUGCUGUUGACGACUGGAUGAAGCGGAGUGAGCAGGUGUGGGAGGAGACGCAUCAGCAGAUUUCGGAGGUUUUACGCAAGUAUAAGGAGCAGUCCGACAGACACCGUGGUACCACCCCCCAAUACCAACCCGGAGACAGGGUGUGGUUGUCGACCCGGGACUUGAGGUUUGAGGGGGCCUGUAGGAAACUGCUGCCUAGCCUCUUGUCCCAGGUCCGCUUGCCGAGGGUGUUCCUGAUGACGUGCCGCCCGCGGCAGUGGAGGGGGAGGAUUCGUCUACCUAUGCGGUUCGAGAGGUGCUGGAUUCACGCAGGCGUGGCGGUGUGCUCCAGUACCUCAUUGACUGGGUGGGUUACGGCCCUGAGGAGCGUUGCUGGGUUGCCGCCGGUGACGUGCUGGAUCCUGCUCUACUGGCCGAAUUUCAUGCCCGUCACCCUGGGAAACCUGCUCCCAGACCCCGUGGGCGUCCCAAGCGCUCACUCUCUUCUUCGGCUCCGGUGCGUCGGGGUUCCCAGUCUCGCAACCCCUGCCUGUCCGGCACCUCUGUGGCUACGCCUGGUCCUCCCGCCGGUACUCCCUGCCCAUUGGGUGGACGUCGUCGUGGUCGUCCCCGUUCCGGCUCCGUUCCGACUCCCUUGGGGGGAGGUACUGUCACGUCUGGUGCUGUUAGCUCCUCUGUCCCUUCCACACCCAGCUCUAACGGAGGUUCUCAGGUCAACAACUACAUUACCCAGAAUGCACCACCCGCUGACAUCACGCACUCACCUGGUCACGUGACACCUCACCUGCUUCCUCCAGGAAGUCCCGAAUACUGAUUACUGGCACUAUAAAAGAGCACUCCACACAAACACCCACGCCGCGUAUUGUAGGUUCUCCUCAUUACUAAGCGUUCUAUAUCUCUUGUCUCAGUUUAUCUUGUGUUUGACCUUGCUUUUGUUUUUCUCGACGCCGAUUAUUGCCUUUGCCUCUGAUAUUGGAUUGCUUGUGUAUUACCUGGACUGUGUUUUCACUACUGCCUCUUGGAUUACCUCUGACA
Messenger RNA from Astyanax mexicanus (Mexican tetra), 1202 nucleotides. RefSeq lists its product as uncharacterized. The transcript has 2 exons. The record is from RefSeq and is a predicted model, not a curated record. The coding region runs from base 185 to 943 and encodes 252 amino acids. NCBI's taxonomy places the organism in Eukaryota, Metazoa, Chordata, Actinopteri, Characiformes, Acestrorhamphidae.